Molecule: messenger RNA, 705 nt
Organism: Rotaria sp. Silwood1
Lineage: Eukaryota; Metazoa; Rotifera; Eurotatoria; Philodinida; Philodinidae
Source: the annotation of a GenBank genome assembly
AUGUCUACCCUGUUUGCAAAACAACCCCUUACGAAAAAACCACCCGGUGCUCUUAAACCAAUAAAACCUCCAGAAGGCGUAUGGCAAUUACUUACAAUGGAUUUCCAUGGACCGAUUACACCAACAACAAAGAAUGGAAAUAGAUAUAUUAUUUUAUUAACUGAUGUAUUAUCAAAAUUUGUAAUUACAAAAGCAGUAUGCGAUUGUACAGCAUCAACUGCCGCACGAUUUUUAACUGAAGAAGUUAUUCUCAAAUAUGGUACUCCAAAAUGUAUUCUUACAGAUAAUAGUACACAUUUUACUGCUACACUGAUGAAUGAAUUAUUUAAGAAGAUUGGUGUUACACAUUUAUAUUCAACACCUUACCAUCCAAUGACUAAUGGUCAAAUCGAAAGAUUUAAUGCAACAAUGGAUGCUAAAAUAGCAGCCUUAUCGAACGAAAAACGUACAAACUGGGAUGAGCAACUACCAUUUGUUACUUUCAAUUAUAAUGCCAGUAUUCACGAAACAACCGGACAAAUUCCAUUCGAAUUAAUAUAUGGUCGUUCUCCAACUUUACCUUUUGAUCAACAACAGCCAUUAGUUACAUUAUCACAGGAUCCGGAAUACAAGUCCAAAUUAAGUCAUUAUUUAGCAACAUUAACUGGCCAAGCAAAAGUCAAAAUUUUAUCUCAACAAGAAAAAUAUAAAGAACGUUAUGACUGA